Ectocarpus sp. CCAP 1310/34 is the source of this 908-nucleotide messenger RNA. Lineage: Eukaryota; Phaeophyceae; Ectocarpales; Ectocarpaceae. The record is from the annotation of a GenBank genome assembly.
UGGAGGUGGGUUUCGAGGAGGAGAUAUGACUGGAAGCAACAUUAGCUAUGACACGGCCGCCGUUCGGCGGAUGAGAUCGACAACCUCAAGUCUGGCGGCGACGACAUGGUCAACCCUGCGGGCUCCGACAUCAGGUCCAUCGAUUCAGCAGGCGCGGACUUCCUAUCGACAGGUGGGGACAUGGAGUCUAGGAGGUCUGACAUCGAGUCCGGGAGCUCGGGCGUCCAGUCAAGAGAAGCUAUCGGGGCCGCCGGCAAUUCCUCGCUGAGUGGGGAGGAGAAGGAAUCGGUGGGCACGCGUAGCGCUUCCGAGAGGUCUAGCUGCGACACGUCGGCACCCGUUCAAACGCACCACCCAGGUGACACCAACAGCGCAACCCUGGCAUCGGCGGAAACGGCGGCGGCGGCGACGGCGACGGCGGCUCAGGCGGGGGCAGGCUCUCUGCCCUCCGACCGGAAUCGGUCGAGGUUCAGCACGGAGGAGGUACAGCCGUCGACAGGAACCAACUCGUCAGCGAUGGCAAUGAGCAAAGAGUCGUCCAGACGCUCCUCGCAGUCGGAGUUCGAUGUGUUGCACCACGGUAGCAGCGGCAAUAGCAGCAACAACAGUGUUUUCAGCCGCGACAGUGAGAGAAGCCGUGAUCGUGACGACGGCGAGCUGGGUGGACAUUCUGUCAACCAUGAUGUCCUCGCAGUCGCCCUUCGUGGGGCGCGCAUCACGACCGGUGAGAGAGAGGGGCAACCGGAGAGGGCUGUGACGCACGGAGACCUUGAGCGGUCCUCUGGGUCGGUGUGCGGUCAACACGACCCGGGAGCCUCCGCCGGGGGUAGCGGAGGGGGAGCAUAACUCUCCACCAUCACCGAGGACAGCUAUGAAAGUGCAAAUGGUGACCAGGAGGAGCAAGCGGA